Molecule: messenger RNA, 1198 nt
Organism: Coregonus clupeaformis (lake whitefish)
Lineage: Eukaryota; Metazoa; Chordata; Actinopteri; Salmoniformes; Salmonidae
Gene: cd40lg
Product: CD40 ligand
Exons: 5
Coding region: 100-891 (263 amino acids)
Biological process (GO): immune response
Cellular component (GO): membrane
Molecular function (GO): tumor necrosis factor receptor binding
Source: RefSeq, a predicted model, not a curated record
ACGGUAGCUAGUGACAGCCGACGGUAGCUGUUCAGAUGUGUAUGGUGUGUGAAGGCAUUCAGAUCUCUUCUCUCUGUAUCUAGAUCCCUCUGCAACACCAUGAUCAACACGUACCAGACCAGCAUGCCUCCACCACCUAUUCCCCCACGGCUAGGCUCUGUCAUGUCGGCACCAGGACCAGGCCACAGCAAACCUCUCCUCAGGUUCCUCAUUGGCAUGAUAGUGCUGCAAAUGGUGCUGCUACUGGGGGGAUUUGCCUACCUGUACCACACGGACAACGAGUAUCACGAGGACCUUGAACGCAAGUACCUGGAUGACAUGAUCGUCCUGAGAAGACUUGAAGAGUGUGAGAAAGACAGCCAGUCAGUGCUGGACUGCAAGAAGCUUGUGGAGAAAUACAAAAACAUCCUGGCAAUGGUCUCACAAGAGGAAGGAAGAGCUGCCAAACUCACUGGGGGUGUGCCCUCGUAUGGAGCCAUGGCACGCAUGAUAGUCAAGCAACCUGUUUCUAGUACGCCCCCAACAAAGUAUCUGGAGUGGAACAUAGGCCACUCAGUGCGGAGGAACGUCCAGUACUACAUGUCCAGCUGGCUGAAGGUGCUGCAGCCUGGAGACUACAACAUCUACUCCCAGGUGGCCUUCUCCAAAUGGCACCCCAAAACCCCUCUGGCCAGCCGAGUGAAGCUGAGGAAGGGGGAGACGGGAGAGGAGAAAGACCUGAUGACAGCCUACUGCAGCCUGGGGGACCAGGAUCAUACAGACGUGUGUACGGCUUUCCAGGGAGGAGUGUUCAGUCUGGAGCCAGACGAUCAGCUUAGUGUGUGGGUGACGGACCCCAGCCUAGUCAACUAUGAGGAGGGGACUACCACCUUUGGAUUGUACAAACUGUAGGCUGGUCAUCAGAAUGGACAUUACAUACAGUAUGGAUUAUGACUGUAUUUGGAGCGAUUAAUUAAAUCAAGGCCAUGCGUGUGGUUGGAGUGGGACAGGACUGAAAUCAAAUCUGCUAAAUGGAUCUACACAUGGACUACACCAAUUUGAAAAUGUGAAUCUUUUUACCAAGCCCACAGUGAAACCCAUGAAUCCCUGUAACUGUAACUUAUUGCUGUUGAUUGGAUAGCCUACUAUCCCAGCCCCUACAAUGUUAGAUAUUAAUUUCUAGGAAUAUGGCAAUGACUGUGUAUUUAUUGUGACGUAU